CUCCACUGUCCGACGUGACGUUUGACGGAUGACAGCUGUGCGCAUGCGCUGUGCAUAGCUUUGCGUCGGCGGAGAUUUAAUAAUAUAUUUUUUUUUUUUGGGGGGGGUGGGCUCCGGUUGAGCUGCCGGUAAAGUGUUCGACACCGAUUAUCAGUUUGGUUUCGAGAUCGAGUAUCUGGCAUCGCUCUGUGUGUGAAAAAACGUGUUUGGUGGUGUGACGUCAGCGCCCCCGGCGUGACGUCAAUGGUGACCGCCUGGUGAGAGCAGAAUCCAAGAUGGCGCAGAGAGCGGAGGAUGAGGAGGAGAGCAGCGGAGCCGGAGCGGGGCUGAGGAUGAGGAGGAGCGGGUCCCGGAGCCUGGCCACCCGGGAGAGGGACGAGCAGGUGCGGGCCGUGCAGGAAGCCUUGAUGGGGAAGCUGGGGAGCUACGAGCCGGUGCUGAGCUACAUGCAGGCCGUACUGGUGUGGGAGAGACCCCGGCACAGCGCCCUGCUCCACCUGCUGCUCAACGCCACCUUCUGGUUUUUUGCGCUGACCUCGCUCAGAAUCGUCUUCUUAGGAGCCUUCGGCCUGAUGGUCGUCAUCUGUGUGGAUCAGUGGAAGAACAAGAUUUGGCCUGAACUGGGAGCCGCAAGAGGUGGCGAGACGGACAAUGAAAGUUGGGGCUUCGUACACCCGCGUCUGCUGAGCGCGCCGGAGUUAUGCCACCAUGCUGCUGACGUCUGGGUCACUCUCACAAACUUUCUAAGGAACCUUAAAGUCUUUAAAUCCGAAAAUCCUGGAAAGUUCUGUCUGCUGAUCUGCGGAUUCCUCACGUUCCUGAUUGUCCUGGGCGGAUAUAUCCCUGGUCUGGUUCUCUCCUAUCUGCUGUGUGAGUCCAUCUUUUCAGUUUUCCCUGUUUACACUACCACUUUGCACCAAAGCUUGCCAAAUUGUGGCCAAUAG
Molecule: messenger RNA, 944 nt
Organism: Hyla sarda
Lineage: Eukaryota; Metazoa; Chordata; Amphibia; Anura; Hylidae
Gene: RETREG3
Product: reticulophagy regulator family member 3
Exons: 6
Coding region: 276-944 (222 amino acids)
Biological process (GO): reticulophagy
Source: RefSeq, a predicted model, not a curated record